Molecule: messenger RNA, 1606 nt
Organism: Zymoseptoria tritici IPO323
Lineage: Eukaryota; Fungi; Ascomycota; Dothideomycetes; Mycosphaerellales; Mycosphaerellaceae
Gene: SPT1
Product: serine palmitoyl CoA transferase subunit LcbA
Exons: 2
Coding region: 38-1606 (522 amino acids)
Biological process (GO): ceramide biosynthetic process; sphingosine biosynthetic process
Cellular component (GO): endoplasmic reticulum
Molecular function (GO): pyridoxal phosphate binding; serine C-palmitoyltransferase activity
Source: RefSeq, a predicted model, not a curated record
CUAGUAGCAGCGACCAUACACAAUCCUAACCUCCACGAUGAACUCGUCAACCCUUUCCAACCUCCAGGGCGAACUCCCCGCUCCCGUACUCGCCUUCAUCGACAAUGCCAUUUCCUCCUUCCACAAACUCCCCGGUUCCGCCAUCUUCCUCCGAUACAUACGCUCUUCCUACCAAGACGAUCCGGUCCGCAGCGCCGUCGAGCUCUUCCUCUUCAUAUUCGCCGUCCGAUAUCUACUCGCCCCAUCAUACAGCACCAAGAAGACCAAGAAUGUACCUUUGACGGAAGACGAAAUCGAUGAACUUGUGGAGGAUUGGACACCAGAACCUCUCGCAGGCCCCGAAACCGACUUCGAACGUGUUGAGAAUGAGAAGCGACCGAUCAUCGUUGGCCCAGCAGGUCCCAAGGCGAAACUGCAGACUGGCCGUACAGCAAUAAACCUUGCAUCCUACAAUCACUACAAUUUUGCCGCCAACCCCGAGCUCACAGCAAAAGCCAUCAGCACGGUGCGCACUUAUGGAGUGGGUCCAUGUUCGCCGCCUGGGUUUUACGGAACGCAAGAUGUGCACAUGAAGAGCGAGGCGGAUAUUGCGGCGCAUCUGGGCGUGCAGGCUUGCAUCAUCUACGCACAGAGCUUCUCCACCAUCAGCUCCGUGAUCCCGGCGUUCAGUAAAAGAGGCGAUGUUAUCGUGGCAGACAAAGCUGUCAACUACCCUAUCCGCAAAGGGCUGCAGAUCUCUCGCAGUACUGUGCGAUGGUACGAGCACAACGACAUGGAGGAUCUCGAGCGUGUGCUGGCCCGAGUUGUGAAGGAAGGACAAGGCAAGCCUUUGACGAGACGAUUCAUCGUGACCGAAGGACUCUGUGAGAAUGUCGGCGAUGUGGUUGAUCUGCCCAAGCUCAUCGAGCUCAAGCUUCGCUACAAGUUCCGGUUGAUCCUCGACGAGACAUGGUCAUAUGGAAUUCUAGGUCGCUCGGGUAGAGGGGUUACUGAGCACCAAAAUGUGGACCCGACCAACAUCGACAUGAUCAUCGGUGGUCUGGCAGGAUGCAUGGCGAGUGGAGGUGGUUUCUGUGCGGGUACGAGCGAGAUUGUGGAGCACCAACGUCUGUCGGCAUCGGCAUAUACGUUCUCUGCAGCAUUGCCUGCACUUCUGGCGACCACUGCUUCAGAGACUGUGACUCUGCUACAAGAAGAUCCUUCAAUCAUCGCGACGCUCAGAGAGAACAUCAAGGCGAUACGAGCACAGCUCGACCCACGAAGUGACUGGAUUCGCAUCACCAGCGCCCCAGACAAUCCGGUUCUGCUACUUGUGUUGAAGGAUCAGGUCGUGCAAGAUCGUGGUCUGAGCCGCCUGGAGCAGGAGAUGCUAUUACAGGAUUGUGUUGAAGAGAGCCUCAACAACAACGUUCUCAUCACCCGCCUGAAGUCUAUGCCAAUCGGUCCCGGUUCCACGCCUCGUGAUGUCGAGAAGGAGUGGCAACCUCAGCCCGCACUCAAGGUUUGUGUUACCUCUGGCUUGACGAAAAAGGAGACGGAGAAGGCUGGCACUGUCAUCCGUCAUGCAAUCACGACCGUGCUGAAGUCGAAGAAGUGGCAGCGGUGA